Messenger RNA from Aphis gossypii (cotton aphid), 1815 nucleotides. RefSeq names its product ubiquinol-cytochrome-c reductase complex assembly factor 1 (gene Uqcc1). Gene Ontology annotation, cellular component: mitochondrion. The transcript is spliced from 6 exons. The coding region runs from base 178 to 900 and encodes 240 amino acids. The record is from RefSeq and is a predicted model, not a curated record. Gene Ontology annotation, biological process: mitochondrial respiratory chain complex III assembly. NCBI's taxonomy places the organism in Eukaryota, Metazoa, Arthropoda, Insecta, Hemiptera, Aphididae.
UUAAGAUAUAAACAUUACAAUUUACAAACUUGUAACUACUCAGACUACCUGCAAGCAAAAUAUUACAAAACUGUGCGCAAUAUUCAAAAUUCUGUUAGAUAAUAGUUUAAUACUUUAAUUGGUAUAUUAUAAAUUAUUUACUCAUACUGCGUAAAUCAUCGAUUAAAGCUCGAUCAAAUGUUGCUUGUGCCAGUUAGAAAUAUAUUGGCUUUCCAAGCUAGAUCAGUUUGUUGUAUUGCAGUAAAAUCUAAUGGCUUAAUAAAUUCAAAUAAUACAAACUUUGUAAUUCCUAAACGUCAUGCUGUCACAGACUUUGUUGGUAUUAAAACUAAAAGUAAGGUUUCUGAUUUCAUUGACAGACUCCAAAUAAUGAAUCCAUUGCAAAAGUCUAAAUAUGAAGCUAAUAGUUGGAUUUUGUAUGAAAAAUUGAUUGACCAAAUUCCUUUUGAUCGUAUCAUAUUAAAACUUAACUUACCAGAUACAUUCAAUUCAUGGUUUAUUAUAACAGAACUUCAUUUAUGGAUGAUAUUUGUUCGUUUAAUGCAUGAAGGUACAAAAGGAUCAAUGAUUAGAAAUUUUAUCAUGGAAGCAUUAUGGAAUGAUGUUGAGUUUCGUUCUAAAAAAUUAGCAACUGUAAGUUCAGAUGUUCGACAUCGUCAAAUAAAGGAAUUGAAUGAUCAAUUACGAGGAGCAAUAGUAGGUUAUGAUGAAGGAUGGCUCAGUAAUGAUAUGGUCUUAGCCAGUAUGGUAUGGCGUAGAAUAUUCAAUAAAGAAUGUAAUGACCCAGAACAAAUUGAAUUAGUAGUGAAGUAUAUUAGGAAACAGAUGUCCAUUCUUCAAUUGCAAACAUUCGAUAGUUUAUUUACAAAAAAAGAUGUCAAAUGGAUAAAAUUUGUAUAGAAGUAUUGUAAAAACGAAAAACAGUGUAUUUUAUAUAUAAUAUUUUACCUAACAAAGUUAUAAAUAGAUAUUUUAAGCUUUAACAAUCAAUAAUUAAUUACGUUUGGUAUAAAUCUCACAGAAUUCAUUGAGAGUAUUGUCAGCAAUCCUAUCAAAACUGUCCGACAUAUUUAAAUUUUCUUGGACUACUAGUUCUUCAUCAGGCUUUCUUUGAGCACUAUUCUCUGCUAAAUGUAGACUAGCAGACAAAUUGGCUGACAACACAUGUUCACUGUCUUCCAACAAGGUAAAUUCUCUCAAAUCACUAGAAUCUAAACGAUCUAAGCUUGAGAAUGUAGUUUCCAUAAGAUUAGGCUCAUUAUUGCCUUCUGUUGGACAUGGUAAAGGUGAUAUAGUUAUGGUUGUUGGUGGAGCAUAACUUUUUUGAGAUGAUGUAUUUUGACUAUUAAGUGUAGGACACACUUCUGUAAUAGUGCAACCACUUAUUGUACCACAAUUAGUUUGAAUUCCUGCACAAUUCCAUAAAAACUAUAUAAAUAUAUUGUUAGAUAUUUCAAAACAAAUACUUAGUAACAAAAUCAGAAAUAGCCAUAAUAGGAUUCUUAAUUAAUAAGUAUGUUUUAACCUCGUAAAAAUAAUCAAGAAAUUAUUUAUAUAAAUUUAAAUUAAAUAAAUAUUCAAAUAUUUCAAAAAAGAAAAAAAUUAAGGCACUAACUUGUAAUGAUAACAUCGAUUUAAUAAUAAUAAAAAAAUUGUAUUAGUAUUUAUAAACUGUAAUCAAAAAACUUAUUUACAAUUAUAAGAUGGUAAAAAUCAAUAACACUAUUUCAUUACGAUUUGUUUUACUAUUUAUUAUUUCUAUAUAAAGUUUUGUGUACCUAGCGGCUAACAGUACUAUACUUUAUAUACAAUAUA